Rasamsonia emersonii CBS 393.64 is the source of this 488-nucleotide messenger RNA. RefSeq lists its product as uncharacterized. The record is from RefSeq and is a predicted model, not a curated record. The transcript has a single exon. Lineage: Eukaryota; Fungi; Ascomycota; Eurotiomycetes; Eurotiales; Trichocomaceae. The annotation marks the transcript as partial.
CCACCGCAACAGAGGACGCAAUGGCUGCUCCCCCAAACAGUGCACGUCUCCGACGGCUCAGUGCUUUCCGGGGAAGGGUUCUCUGUCCCUUCGAGACUGUGUAUGAGAUGCUCGAAGAUGUAUGGCGCAUCAUCGACGACGCCUAUGACAUCGUCUUUGGGCGCCCAUUCUACCGCGACCCGAUCCAGCCUGGUCGUGAACAACAUAUCGCUCAUAUGACUGUCGAGAUCAUCGAUCAUCCAUUCAUGAGUCUGGCGUUCGAGCUGUGCCCUUACGAGUUCUUCAGACAGAUGGUGGGAGAAUUCUGGCCAGAAAUGCGACUGAUUGCCGCUCUCACGCUUGUCGAUGACCUGUUGACGCGAGAAGAUUGGGACUGGGACUGGGACAGCUCUGAUCUGAAUGUCCUCAGCAUUAUCCGCGACGACCUCUACGUGUUGGAUCUUGGGAUCAUGAUUCUCAAGAUCAAGGUGGAUCUCGAAGAUGAGUAG